CGUUUGACGAUGGCACCAAAGAGACCUCGAGAACCUCCUUGAUGACAAGACAGACCAUCGGGAACGGGAGGAGAAGAUCAAGGGGCGAGGAGAAUGAAAUUCGUUUGAAAAGAUAUACGCGUGGAUUCAAAAGAAAAAUGUUCAACGUUCUGCUUCGGUUCUGGCCUCAAUGGUUCGCCACUAUAAUAGUGACUCUAUUGAACAUCAGCAUUGGUCUCGCGUUGGGUUGGACAUCGCCUUAUUUGGCGCAAUUGACUGACGAGAACGCGCCCUUUCGUGUGACGGAAGAAGAAGCAGCCUGGAUAGCCUCUCUAUUGCCACUUGGACGUCUCUUGGGCGCUAUCAUCGGCUCCUUCUUGGUAGAAAUUUUCGACAGUAAGAUGUCUGUUUUGUUAACGGGAUUACCGCUGAUUUUCAGCUGGAUCUGCACGAUAUGUAGCACCUCCGCUACGUGGCUGUAUAUCUUCAGAAUAUUUUCAGGUAUGUCAAUGGGAAUGGUGUUUACUUGUUAUCCGCUUUACAUCGGUGAAAUUUCGGCGCCAUCGAUUCGUGGCGCCUUGGUGUGUCUGAUUAUCAAUGGAUUCCCCAUGGGCUCGCUCUUGGGUACUAUAAUGGGUCCCAAUAUGUCGAUGAUGUAUUUCGGUAUUAUUAGCUUGAUACUGACACUAUGUUACAUGAGUAUUUUUCCAUUCCUGCCGCAAUCCCCGCAUUACUAUGUACGACGAAAUGAUACCGAGAGAGCAAAACGAGCCAUCCAAUGGUAUCAACAAAAAUCCGAUGUGAGAAGUGAUAUAGAGGACGUAGAACAUUUUGUGAAAUCGACAUGCGCGAUGAGCAGGGCGGAACAAUGGCAGCAAAUAAAGGAACCAAAAAAUCGCCGCUCUCUCGUGAUGAUAGUACUAUUGUUUAUGUUUAUGCAACUUAGUGGACUAAACACCAUUAUAUUUUACACGGAGAUUAUUGUCAGAAAGGCAAAGGUCACGUUGAUCGCGCCUUCGUCUAUAGUAAUCAUCGUCAAUGCAGUCUGUAUAAUCUUCGGUUGGAUCGGCGCAUUCGUCAUCGAUCGUUGCGGUCGUAGGAUCCUACUAGCAAUCUCAUCUCUCGGCGUGUUCAUCAGCAUGCUGCUGUUAGGUUUCCACUUUUUACUACUGGAAUACGAUUAUGAUCCCGGUGAUAUAGAAUGGGUGAUCAUUUUGUCGUUGACACUGAUAUUCCCAUUGAUGUCUUUUGGACUCACACCGGUGCCCAGCGCGAUGCUGAGCGAAAUAUUUCCAUCCAGUCUGAAAAGCACGGCUGGAUUCGUCAGUGGUGUCACAGGGGCCUUAUUCGCAUUUGUCGCCUCGAGAACCUACCAACCGCUAAUCGACCUUAUCGGCGAGAAAUAUGUCUUUUGGAUUUACGCCGCCAUCAUUGCGAUCAGUUUAGUCUAUUCACUUACCGUAGUGCCAGAAACGAAAGGAAAAACGCUACAGGAAAUUCAGGACAUGAUGGCCGCAGGAAAAACUACUAAAAAAUCAUCACAAAAGACUCACGUCGAAGAUAUUCAAAAGUACAUGAUGGAUCAUAAAACAGAAAAGAAGAUAAUAAAAAGAGUGAUAUGGCCUCAAUGGGUUGCCGGUAUCGGAGUCAAUCUUCUACAAUUACAAAUGGGACUGAUAGCGGUUUGGAGCUCGCCGUAUAUCGCCUAUCUGACUUCAUCCGAAUCUCACAUCCCUAUAACAAUGGACGAGGCUUCCUGGGUAGUUUCUCUGUUGAACCUAGGCAGGCUAAUUGGCGCCAUUUCUGGUUCCGUUGCCGUCAACUAUCUCGGCACUAAAACAACGAUCCUCGUGACCAGUUUGCCAAUAACUCUCUGCUGGCUCUUUAUGAUUGUGGCUAAUCGGGUGGAAUGGCUGUACGCAGCUAGAUUACUAGCUGGCAUCAGUCUGGGAAAGAUGUACAGCUGCUUCUCGCUUUACCUAGGCGAAAUCGCAGAUCCUGCUAUUCGCGGAGCUCUAGUUGUUUUAGGUGUAAGCGGUUUAUCGAUAGGCAAUCUAAUAAUGAGUAUCAUGGGCGCGUAUUUAAAGAUGGAGGUCAGCGCUAUCGUAUGCUUUGCUCUCUGCUUUAUAUUAAUAAUCAUCUUUAUUUGGCUACCAGAAUCGCCGUAUUAUUAUGUCAAAAUGAACAAGGAAACAAAAGCGCGAGAAUCGAUACUUUGGUAUCACCGUGAUUGCGAUGUGGAAUCGGAGUUACAGGCGUUAAAAAUUUUCCUCGAGACGAACAAAAGUUUACCUUUCGUGGACGUUAUGAAAGAAUUCAAGAUUCCGUAUAUUUGGAAAGCGCAGGUACUCGUGUCACUUCUGUUCGUAUACCUUCAGAUGUGCGGCCUGAACAACGUGCUAUUUUACAUGGAGACCAUCCUGCGGAGCGCCAAAGUGACCGUUGUGGAACCGUCGAUAAUCGUGAUCGUCGUCACCGCUACCGGGAUCGUCGGUUCCAUAUUGUCCAUGUUCCUGAUCGAGAAAUUCGGCAGACGGAUUUUAAUGAUCGUGUCCAGCUUGGCCGUUACGACGUCGUUAAUCUGCCUGGGGACGCAAUUCCAAUUUCUCGACGCGGGCUAUAAUCCCGCCGAUCUUCAGGCACUACCGAUUUUCUCGGUGUUGCUUUUCCAGGUAUCCAUAUACAUCGGCAUCGUCUCGAUACCCAACACGGUAUUGGGUGAGAUCUUUCCGCCGCAUGUCAAGUGCGUGGCCGGCUGUUUAUCCAGUAUCGUCGGUGCGAUAUCUUCCUUCAUUUCCACGUCGACUUAUCAGCCUUUACUUAACUUGAUCACGGAAAAAUAUUUAUUUUACGCGUACGCUGUGCUAUUGAUAACCGCCGUACCGUACACCUAUUUCUGUAUGCUCGAGACUAAGGGUAAAUCGUUGCAGCAAAUCCAGGAAGAGCUGACACGGAAAAGUUGAGAUUUAAAUAAUAUUAUCAAAAUUGUCCUGUCCGUCCAGUAAGACGAAUUGGAAACUCGUAAUGGGACAAUGUGUUUUUCUCGCAUUCGUUAUAAGAGAUUUUUCAUCAUGGCACAUCGAUGUCGAUGCCGAAUAACGCUGACCGAUGACAAUCUAACAAAUUGCAAUCACAAUUGCAAUGUUUUCUUUCACUUUGUUGCUGACAAAGCUAGAUUAUUUCAGAGUAGCUAGAGUGUAAAUCAGAAAUUAAUUAAAUUGCGGGUUGGUGAGAAGCAUUCGACAAAUACACACAUAAGGAUCUAUUCAUGUCUACUCAUUGUAUAUUAUCUUUGCAUAUGCAUCGAACUGUAUAAUUUAAUAUUUUAUUUUAUUUAUACUACUGUACCAGGAUUACUUAAUAGAAAUCCAAUAGAGAUUAUAACAGAGAUCUCACGCCUGUUUACAAAAGUUUUCGAUUGUAUUAAUCGACAUAAUAGUGAAUGAUAAGUCGAUAGAAGAGUUAAAACACGUAUUUCGAACACGAGAAAUGAUUGAUUUUUAACUUCUUUGUAAAUGAGGUGAAUAUUAAUGUCAGAAAUGUUUUAUCAGCAACAUAACUAUUUACUGCAAAUUGUCAUUUUGCAAAGUAUUAGUGCUUAGAGGAGUGAUUUUGCGAGAUAAGAAACGCAUCUUUAAUCUUUAGUACAUGCUUUUCUCAAAUAUACGACACAAUGUACUGAAUCAAUAGUGCUAAAAGCAAAUGAGAUUUCAAAUGCGAAACGACUCUCGGAUUCUCGGAAGAUACUUCAAAAGUACUUUAGCGAAAAAGCUUACGCGUGAAUUUCACGCUAUAUGACGUAAUGUGAAAAUACUUCUUGCGAGCAGUUUGCAAAUUGAUAUCUCACCGAAAACUACCAUGUAUCAAUUUCGCGUGAGCUUUCGUCAAAUAGAAAUCUUGUAAUUAUAUUUCCUUCCCCGUAGCCCGUAAACAGGAUACCGUAACAUUGACGAUGGAAGACUUGGCCAGAUUCAUAUUUUACAGGACGAUAUUUCACUUGGACGAUCACCGGCGACAGCAUUAAAAGCGCAAUGGGGCCGUGACGUGAGGCUGUAAAUUCAACGCUAUCUUAUCUCGCACAGACCAUUGCCAAUGGCGCUUUAUAAUUUAUAUCAACGAA
This is a messenger RNA of Pogonomyrmex barbatus (red harvester ant), 4099 nucleotides long. Its product is annotated as facilitated trehalose transporter Tret1-like. NCBI's taxonomy places the organism in Eukaryota, Metazoa, Arthropoda, Insecta, Hymenoptera, Formicidae. The record is from RefSeq and is a predicted model, not a curated record. Gene Ontology annotation, molecular function: transmembrane transporter activity. Gene Ontology annotation, cellular component: membrane. Gene Ontology annotation, biological process: transmembrane transport.